CGGUGCCCAGCAGUGCCACCCACCAGUUCCGCCCAGCAGUGCACCCACCUGUGCCCAGCAGUGCCACACACCUGUGCCACUCAGCAGUGCCACCCACCUGUGACCACCAGUGUCACCAACCUGUUACCAUCAGUGCCACCAACCUGUGCCCACCAGUGCCACCCACCAGUGCCCAUCAUUAGUGCCAACUAUCAGUGCCACCUAUCAGUGCCGCCUAUCUGUGCCACCUCAUUAGUGCUGCCUAUCCGUGCCCUUCUGUGCUGCCUAUCAGUGCCCAUCAGUGCUGCCUAUCAGUGCCCAUCAGUGCUGCUUCAUCAAUGCACAUCAGUGAAGGAGAAAAAUUACCUGUUUGAAAAAUUUUAUAAUAGAAACAAAGAAACUUUUUUCAAA
Molecule: messenger RNA, 390 nt
Organism: Staurois parvus
Lineage: Eukaryota; Metazoa; Chordata; Amphibia; Anura; Ranidae
Source: the annotation of a GenBank genome assembly